AUGUCAGUCCAAUCAGAGGAUCCGCUGGACCCCUUCUAUUUCGAGCACGAGGAGCAGGUGAUCUGCGGACAGUCGGUUAGUCCCAUAACAGAUGGCUACCAGGAGGAUUACCCCAGCGUUGUGGAUCGCUUCUUCACCAGAUACUACUACUUUAAGGGAGAGGUGCCCUACCAAGUGCUCUACCACUCCAAUCGCAUUUGUCUGAUCUGCCUGGCCCCCGAUCAUCCUGGUCCAGGUCAGGGCAUCUCCUCGGUGAACUUCGAUAUUGGGAACGUAGAUCGCAGCCAGAAUGUGGUGAAGGGCAAGGGCAAAAAGGGAGGUAUGAUCCUCCAGCCGGAGUCCACCUUGGCCCUGCUGACCACCGAGAGCGGGGAGACCUACAAGGUGCCCAGCUGCAUUCGGGGCAAACUGGUGGAGGUGAACACCGCGCUGGUGGAGGAACCCAAGCUCCUGGAGCAACUGCCCGAGGGAGCUGGCUUCUUUGCCAUUCUUCUGCCCAAAAUCGAGAACUGCGAUGCAAUCAAGGCGAGUCUGCUCACACAGGAGCAGUAUGAGGCGCGCCUGAAGGUCAAGAAGGAGGUGCUACCCAAAAUCGAGACCAGCCAUGACCAACAAGACAGUCUCCCGAUGGAGGAGCGGGAAACGUAAUUCUGACCUUAACUCUCAUUGUUAGUCAAGUUUAAUAAAGUCUAUGUAUUAACUUGUA
Messenger RNA from Drosophila elegans, 706 nucleotides. RefSeq names its product protein Abitram. Gene Ontology annotation, molecular function: actin monomer binding; actin filament binding. Gene Ontology annotation, biological process: regulation of filopodium assembly; dendrite morphogenesis; regulation of actin filament polymerization. The record is from RefSeq and is a predicted model, not a curated record. NCBI's taxonomy places the organism in Eukaryota, Metazoa, Arthropoda, Insecta, Diptera, Drosophilidae. The transcript has a single exon. Gene Ontology annotation, cellular component: filopodium tip; dendrite; nucleus. Bases 1 to 648 code for a protein of 215 amino acids.